UCCACACAGUCGCAGGAUGAAUUUAAACUUGAGGAUCUGAAGAAGUUGGAACCAAUCUUAAAGAAUAUCCUCACUUAUAAUAAAGAGUUCCCCUUUGAUGUUCAGCCUGUCCCACUCAGGAAGAUAUUAGCACCUGGAGAAGAAGAACAUUUGGAAUUUGAGGAGGAUGAUGAGGAAGGAGGAGCUGGGGCGGGAUCUCCAGACGCUAUUCCUACUAGAGUUCCAGGAGCCAAUGAAGGUACUUUACUACCCAGAUUGCCAUCUGAACCCGGGAUGACGUUACUCACCAUCAACAUAGAGAAAAUUGGUCUGAAAGAUGCUGGGCAGUGCAUUGAUCCUUACAUCACAGUCAGUGUAAAGGAUUUGAAUGGGAUAGAUCUGACACCUGUGCAAGAUACUCCUGUGGCUCUGAGGAAAGAGGACACGUAUGUCCAUUUUAAUGUGGACAUUGAGAUCCAGAAACACGUUGAGAAACUAACAAAAGGUGCAGCUAUUUUCUUUGAAUUCAAACACUACAAGCCUAAGAAGAGGUUUACUAGCACCAAGUGCUUUGCUUUCAUGGAGAUGGAUGAAAUUAAACCUGGGGCAAUUGUUAUAGAACUGUACAAAAAGCCCACUGACUUUAAGAGGAAGAAAUUGCAACUGUUGACCAAGAAACCACUUUACCUUCACCUCCAUCAAACACUGCACAAGGAAUGACCCUGUUUGUGAGACUCCUGUGAACCAAACCGCAAGGCAUGGUAGCUGUGUGUAGUAGCCGUAGCCUCCGAGGGGCAGG
This is a messenger RNA of Tinamus guttatus (white-throated tinamou), 778 nucleotides long. The record is from RefSeq and is a predicted model, not a curated record. Lineage: Eukaryota; Metazoa; Chordata; Aves; Tinamiformes; Tinamidae.